This is a messenger RNA of Oryza sativa Japonica Group (Japanese rice), 738 nucleotides long. Its product is annotated as non-specific lipid-transfer protein 1. Gene Ontology annotation, cellular component: membrane. NCBI's taxonomy places the organism in Eukaryota, Viridiplantae, Streptophyta, Magnoliopsida, Poales, Poaceae. Gene Ontology annotation, molecular function: lipid binding. The record is from RefSeq and is a predicted model, not a curated record. Gene Ontology annotation, biological process: lipid transport.
GCACCGAGCAUCAUUCCCAGCUGCUAGUGCUACCCAACCUGAUCUCGCCUCAACCCCUACAUAUACACGCACACUUCAGCUCUCGUCGUCAUACAUCUGCUAGUGUGAUCAGUGUGGGCACACGUUGCACACAGGAGUUUGAGGUUGAGGAGGAGAUCGAGAUGGUGCCCGCGGCGAGGAGCGGGUGGCCGGCGGCGGCGGCGGUCCUGGUGGUGGUGCUGGUGCUGUCCUCGCCGCCGGGGACUAGCACGGUGGUGGUGGCGAGGGCGGCGCUGUCGUGCUCGACGGUGUACAACACGCUGCUGCCGUGCCUGCCGUACGUGCAGUCGGGAGGGGCGGUGCCGGCGGCGUGCUGCGGGGGGAUCCGGAGCGUCGUGGCGGCGGCGCGCACCACGGCCGACCGCCGCGCCGCCUGCACCUGCCUCAAGAACGUCGCCGCCGGCGCCGCGGGCGGGCCAUACAUCAGCCGCGCCGCCGGCCUGCCCGGCAGGUGCGGCGUCUCGGUGCCCUUCAAGAUCAGCCCCAACGUCAACUGCAACGCGGUAAACUGAGGUGGAAGCAGCACUUUCGGCCCGCAUGCAUGUGGGCUCAGGGGAGCCAUGGCCCGUGGGCCGUGAAUGAAUAAUCAACGUGCUUGUAUGUACCAUGUCGUGUACUCAGCAGUUCACAAGUGUGCUUGUCCGAUCAAUCACCAAAUUAAAGGACUCUUAUGACUGUGCGCAAUUGUGCAUCGUGCUA